This is a messenger RNA of Melanotaenia boesemani (Boeseman's rainbowfish), 1094 nucleotides long. RefSeq names its product lysozyme g-like. Gene Ontology annotation, biological process: peptidoglycan catabolic process. The transcript has 6 exons. Bases 271 to 906 code for a protein of 211 amino acids. Gene Ontology annotation, molecular function: lysozyme activity. Lineage: Eukaryota; Metazoa; Chordata; Actinopteri; Atheriniformes; Melanotaeniidae. The record is from RefSeq and is a predicted model, not a curated record.
CAUUUUUUGUUGAGGAGGCGGAUUUAGAUACAACACCGGCACUGGCCUUACUAGAUAAGAACAGCAGGGAAACAGAAUAAACAACACCACCAGGCUGGUCAUUCCGAAAGUGAAAAUCGAAAGUGUUCUAAAGUAAAAAGUGAAUCCAUUUUUCCAGUUUUGGUUUUUUCCAAACAGCGCGUAACAGCUGCAGAAGUAACGCGUGCAGACUCGAAGUUAAACACACCUGUCGUGCAACGUAUACAGAGGAUCGUGACACUUUCAGGGAAGAUGGGAAGCUCACUUAGCUCAACAAGAUCUUCCAGCUCUUCCAGCUCAGAUGAGGAUUCUGACUAUGGUAACAUCAUGGACGUUGAAACUACGGGAGCUUCAUGGCAAACAGCUCAGCAGGACAACCUGGGUUAUUCAGGUGUACCUGCUUCACACAAAAUGGCCGAGAUGGAUGCAGAAAGAAUGAAUAAAUACAAAAAAAAAAUCCAAAGUGUGGCAGAAAUAUUUGGAAUUGAUCCAGCUAUUAUUGCUGCCAUCAUCUCCAGAGAGUCCAGGGCUGGAAAUACUCUCGACGAUGGCUGGGGAGACUGGAACCCAAAGAGGAAUGCAUAUAAUGCCUUUGGACUGAUGCAGGUUGACACCAACCCAGAAGGAGGUAAUCAUUCUCCAGAAGGAGAAUGGGACAGUGAGGAGCAUCUCAACCAAGGCACUGAGAUUCUAAUUGAAUUUAUUGAGAAGAUCAGUUGGAAGUUUUCCAACUGGAGCACGGAGCAGAAGCUGAAAGGAGGGUUAGCUGCCUACAACAUGGGGGAUGGAAAUGUGCAUUCUUACAACAAUGUGGAUCAACACACUACAGGUGGAGACUACUCAAAUGAUGUUGUUGCCAGGGCUCAGUGGUACAAAAAAUAUUUUUAACAGCUGGGCUUUUAUGAAAACUUAAGAAAAAUCACAAAAGAAACACUUGCUUAUCUUGUGUGAUAAAAUGAACACGUGUGGCUACAUAAGCAUGAUGCAGAGCAAACUUUAAACUGUUUGUAUUGAUAAAGUCUCCAAAAUAUGAAGGAAGCAUCUUGUGUCAAUAAAAGUACUGCAAUGCAAACUCA